ACCUCCUAACUGCCCGCCCACUCGCUCUCUCCGUUUGCAGCGUAUGGCUUUUUCUCCGUCACCAUGCACGACUUUCUCUUCCUCUGGCAGGCUAGUCUUCCUCCAUCGACUACUACCUGCCCUGUCGUGCUUCUCAAUUUGCCGUAGAUGGCCGUGCUGCUGGUUCUCUGGGCCCUGUGGCCCAUACUGGCAUCGGCCUUCUCAUGGCAUGGCCUCUGGUAUGACCUGGGCUUUCUGGGACCUCAUCCCACGCUGAAAUAUGAGUCCUUUGACCAGGAGUCUCCCGAGGUCAAUGUCCUGCGCUGGGACCCGCGAUGUGAAGAGGGCUACGUCUUUCUCAGCCCUCGCGGUCAUUCAUACCCAGACCCGGGGCCGUUGGUCUACGACAACCAGGGCAAUCUGGUGUGGAUCGAACGGGAAUUCGGCCAGAUCAUGGACCUCAAGGUCCAACACUACAUGGGGGAGGAUUAUCUGACAUUCUGGGCGGGAGAUGACGAUGGCACGCGCGGACUCGGCCAAUACUACAUGCUAAAUUCCUCCUACGACGUCGUUUACAUCGUAUCCCCCGCCAAUGGCCUCACCGGCGACGUGCACGAAUUCAAAAUCACCGACCAGGGCACCGCGCUCAUGACCAUCUAUGACAUCUGCGAGGCGGACCUUAGCUCCGUGGACGGACCCGAAGACGGCUGGAUCUACGACGGACUCUUCCAAGAGAUAGACAUUGCGACGGGCGAGCUGCUAUUCGAAUGGCGAGCGAGCGAUUACUACGACAUCGACGAAUCCUACUACCCCCUCGGCGAAAAGGGCUCCGCCCCAACAGCCCAUGACGCCUACGACUUCUUCCACAUCAACAGCAUCGACAAACACCCCAAUGGAAAUUACCUUGUGUCGUCCCGCUACAUGCACACCGUCACCUGCAUCAGCCCCUGGGGCGAGAUCCUCUGGGUGCUGGGCGGGAAACGCAACACCUUCAAGGACAUAUCCCCGGACAAGUCCGCCACCGGCAUCACUUGGCAGCAUGACGCACGCUGGCAGUCCGACACGAUCAUCACGCUGCUUGACAACGGAGCGCACGAGCAUUUAAGUACUAGAGACCACACACGGGGGUUCAUGAUCGAAUUAAACUUCGACGACUGGACAGCCAAUACACUGCAUGUCUACGACAGUCCCGGCUCCUUUAGCAGCCACUCCCAGGGCAGCCUGCAGGUGCUUCCCCGGACGGGCCAUGUCUUCAUCGGCUGGGGCAAGCCGUCGGCGUACACCGAGUUCACUGUGGACGGCGAAGUGCUGUGCGACUUUCACUGGGGGCCGCGCGUCUUCUUCUGGCUUGGAUGGAUCAAGUCGUACCGCGCGCAAAAGUUCCACUGGGUGGGCAGGCCGCGAGUGCCACCGGAUGUGGCGGUCGACGAGGCGGGUGACACGGCAUAUGUGAGCUGGAACGGGGCGACGGAUAUUGCAGGAUGGGUGCUGCAGCGGGCGAGUAACUCCAGCGCGGGAGAGGAUGAGUUUGAGAGUGUUGCGUAUACGCCGAAAGAGGGAUUCGAGACGCAGGUGGAUUUGAUAGGGGAGGGAUAUUUCCGCUUGAUGGCGGUGGAUCUGGAGGGGAAUGAGAUGGGAGUGACGAGGGUGUUUGAGGGAUGCCAGAUAACUGAUAUCGACGACGACGGCUCAAGCUCAUUCUUUGUAUUCUCCGAACGAGCAUUCCAAUGGAUGCUCGUAGGGACAUUUACAGCAGGAGCAGUGGUAGUAGGAGCAUGGAGGGCGAGGAAACGCAUACAGUCGAUUUUUGUGAGAUAUUUUCGUUAUUGAUUGAAUACUAGAUACCCAUAUAGCAAUACACAUAUUCUUUCUAUC
Messenger RNA from Aspergillus welwitschiae, 1854 nucleotides. Its product is annotated as arylsulfotransferase family protein. Bases 148 to 1809 code for a protein of 553 amino acids. The transcript has 3 exons. The record is from RefSeq and is a predicted model, not a curated record. Lineage: Eukaryota; Fungi; Ascomycota; Eurotiomycetes; Eurotiales; Aspergillaceae.